This is a messenger RNA of Lynx canadensis (Canada lynx), 2831 nucleotides long. RefSeq names its product zinc finger protein 572 (gene ZNF572). The record is from RefSeq and is a predicted model, not a curated record. The transcript is spliced from 2 exons. Bases 221 to 1807 code for a protein of 528 amino acids. Lineage: Eukaryota; Metazoa; Chordata; Mammalia; Carnivora; Felidae.
UAAGAUUCACUUGCAUCUGAGGUGAAAUUUUUCUAAAAGGACUUCUAAAGACCAUGUUGUUUUUUUCAGUCUGGUCCACAGAACAGUCUGUAAGCACAAUUGGUAUAUUGCAAUGGUUGGGAAGCAAGGAAGAAGAAUACGUUACAGCAAAGGCCUGCAAACAUAACCUGUUUCCCUUCCACAGGAUUUCUGACCCCUAACUUGGCCGUGCCCACCACUGAUGGAGCAAGAGCAAAAACUGUUGAUCUCAGAUUCUAGUGGCUUCACGGAGAGGGAGAGUUUGAAAAACCCUUUUCCAGGAGAUGCAAGUAAGAAUCAUUUGGAAACUGUACAACACAACUCCAAGGCAGAUAAAGAGAGCGCCUCAAAACGGUCUAAGAGAGAUGGCCCACAAAAUUGUAAGCAUGAGGAUAUAGAAGAAAGUCCAUUGAUGUGGUCCCAAGGCAAUGAGAUCUGGUGCAGUGAUCCCUAUGAAAAGGAUGGCAAGUCAGAGAAUCAGGGAAAUUCUGCAGGAGAAGAAGAAGAAAAACCCAGUCACUGGGGAUGGGCUCCCAGGGAACGCCGCAGUGCCUCUGUCCAGCAGAAUUCGACCUCCAGGGACAAACCCUACAAGUGUGCUGAAUGUUGGAAAAGCUUCAAUAACAGCUCUCAUUUGCGUAUUCACCAGAGGACCCACUCAGGAGAAAAACCUUAUAAAUGUUCUGAGUGUGGGAAAUGCUUCAGUAACAGCUCUCACCUGAUUCAGCACCUGAGAACACACACAGGAGAGAAGCCCUACCAGUGUGGCGAGUGUGGGAAAAGCUUCAGCAAUACCUCCCAUCUAAUCAUUCACGAGAGGACUCACACGGGAGAGAAACCCUAUAAAUGUCCCGAGUGUGGGAAGAGCUUUAGUAGCAGCUCCCACCUUAUUCAGCACCACAGGUCGCAUACCGGCGAGAAGCCCUACGAAUGUCCCGUGUGUGGGAAAUGCUUCAGCCACAGCUAUGUCCUCAUAGAACAUCAGAGGAUUCACACGGGAGAAAAACCUUAUACGUGUCCUGACUGUGGAAAGAGUUUUAGUCAGAGUUCUAGCCUGAUUCGCCACCAGCGGACACACACGGGAGAGAAGCCCUACAAAUGUCUCGAGUGCGGGAAAAGCUUCGGUUGUAAUUCGACUCUCAUAAAGCACCAGAGGAUUCACACAGGAGAAAAACCGUAUCAGUGUACAGAAUGCGGCAAGAGCUUCAGUCGAAGUUCGAACCUAAUCGCACACCGGAAAACACACGCAGGAGAGAAGCCCUGUGAAAGUCCCGAAUAUGAAGAAAGUUUGAGUCGGAACUGCAGUGCGAUAGAAGAGUGUGGACUCCAGCCUGGGGAGAAACCCUACAAGUGUUGUGAGUGCGGAAAGCGUUUCGGUCUCAGCUCCCAUCUCAUUAGACACCAGAGAACACACACAGGAGAGAAGCCGUACAGGUGUUCGGAGUGUUGGAAAACUUUCAGUCAGAGUUCCACCCUGGUGAUUCACCAGAGGACGCACACGGGAGAGAGACCUUAUAAGUGUCCCGACUGUGGCGAGGGCUUCAGCCAGAGCUUUAAUCUCAUCAGGCACCGGAGGACUCACGUGGGAGAGAAACCUUACAAAUGCACCGACUGUGACAAGUGCUUCAGCAGAAGUGCCUAUCUCACUCAGCAUCGGAAGAUGCACCUAGAAAAGUCUUUCGAGUCUCCUGAAGUCAAUGAUUUUCCUCCUGGGUGGACUUGGAAAAACUCUCCAGGGGAAAUGGCCCUCAUCUCUUCCUUUUCAGUCCCACGUCCAUCUUCCUCUUGAGUCCCAAAGCCCGUUUAUUAUUAUUAUUAUUAUUAUUAUUAUUAUUAUUAUUAUUAUUUCUUUUCUUGCUGGAUCAUUACAAUUAAGGUGUUGCUACAGAGUUUCUUUGGUUUGUUUGCCAUAAUGUCUGGAAAAAGUCAAGCUCCCAGGUUGGAGGAUGGGAAGGCCCUGAUCGCCAGCUCAUUGUAUCUGCCCAGUGGGAGAUGCUUCCAACGAUGGAGAAGAAAUGUUUUUUGAUUUAAGGUAAGACUGGAAUAGCUUCAAAAGAAAACAUAAAGAGAAAUUCCGGGAAUAAGGACACCUGAGAGCUUGAAGCCAAGCUAGCCCUUGAAUUUCCCUAUUUCCUCUUGCCUGAGUGGGUGGCAGUAAUUCAUUAUUGGCCUCAGGGAGUUAUCUACAGAAAGAUUCGUUUUGAACAAAUAAUGUGAUUCUCUGGCUGUUUUGGUGGGUCUUAAGAAAAGACUCAGUUUUCUAAACACGUUUUUAUUUGCUGAAAAUGAACUUUCAUAGUAUUUAGAACUACACCGGCUAAUCCCGUAGCCACUAGUCACCUGUGGCUAUUUAAAUAAAUUUGUAGUAAGAUUAAAUGACAUUUAAAAUCUGGCUCCUUAGUGGCACUAACUACGUGCCAAGCACUCAGUAGCCACAUGUGACUGGUGGCUGCUGUAUUGAAUAUCAUAUAGAGUUUGUUCUUUCAAGAUUAUCAUUCUUCACAGACUCAUGAAGAUUUCCUAUGAGACUGUAGGAAAUGUGCUAUGAGGUUUCUGCUCCAAAGGAAUUGCAACAUAGACUAGAAAUGGGAUAGAGUUUUUAAGGCACUCCGUCUAGAGAUUGGCCAUUCUAAUGCUUGUAUGUCUUCUGUUCAACCAUCUUGGUAAUCCAGUGAUACGAUCCUGUUGUCUUGGCCAAAACCAGAUUAAGAGGUAGAAUUCUUGAAUUUUGUUAAUAAACUUUGGGCAAAUAGGGACACCUGGGUGGCUGUGUUGGUUAAGCAUCCAACUCUUGGUUUUGGCUCAGGUCAUGA